Molecule: messenger RNA, 1542 nt
Organism: Hordeum vulgare subsp. vulgare (domesticated barley)
Lineage: Eukaryota; Viridiplantae; Streptophyta; Magnoliopsida; Poales; Poaceae
Product: protein RMD5 homolog
Exons: 2
Coding region: 183-1343 (386 amino acids)
Biological process (GO): proteasome-mediated ubiquitin-dependent protein catabolic process
Cellular component (GO): cytoplasm; nucleus; GID complex
Molecular function (GO): ubiquitin protein ligase activity
Source: RefSeq, a predicted model, not a curated record
CCUCGUCAAGGAGGACUCUUCUUCGCAAAGUCUUACCUAACUGGCCCAUUAAAAAGAUCCAGCCGCCAAAGUGGUCUAGGGUUCGUCGCUUGCCGGAACAGGACCCCCCCCCCAAAACCGCCACCGGCUUUCUCUGCUCUCCCAUUCCGGUGCUGAAGCUGGGGCAUGCUUAUUACUCAGAAAUGGAAAUAGAUACACUGAAGGAUGAGUUCGGUCGUGUUGUUAAAAAGCAGAAACUUGCAUCCUCAAGAACUAUAGAUUUGGUAAACCAAAUCGAGAAAGAAAUUGAGCAGGCUAUCAGUGCUAUCCAAGAAAAUGUCACAGCUAGGGAUGCUGCAUCAAACCUAAACCAUGAAAUUCUUACUAAUCUGAAGAAUACGCUGAAAGUGUUGGUUCCAGUGAAGCAACUUGAGAGCUGCCAGAAAGAAAUGAACACUGCACUUGGCAAGUGGGUCAAGACCACCGAGAAAUUCUUCAUCAAUGAUAUUUCAAAAGCUUACAAGAAUGCCGACAUGGAACCACAUGUACUGAAUGAGAUUAUUGCAAACCAUCUAUACCGUGAGGCAUUAUUUGACAUAGGUGACAACUUUCUUGGAGAGGCCAGUUGUUUAGCACCUAUAAAACUGAAACAACUGUUUCAGGAGAUGUAUGAGAUUUGUGGUGCGCUGCGGACUGAGAAAUCUGAGCCAGCUCUGAGCUGGGCAAUGAAAAAUCAUGAUGCACUACUGCAAAACGAUUCCUGUCUCGAGCUUAAGCUUCACCAAUUGCGGUUUGUUGAGGUACUCAAGCAAGGUAAAAGAGAUGAGGCUCUUCAGUAUGCUAGGGCAUACCUGGCGCCAUUUGCUACCAUACACAAGGAUGUAACCCAGAGGCUGAUAGCCUCCAUAUUAUGGGCCGGGCGCCUUGACCAGUCACCAUAUACAGAGUUCUUAGUACCAACUAACUGGGAGAAGCUAGCUGAGGAGUUCUCUCAACAGUUCUGCAAUCUGAAGGGUCAAUCUUCCACAGGUCCUAUGGGCAUGACAGUUGCAGCUGGUGCUGAAGUGUUGCCAAUUCUUCUUAAACUGAUGACGGUACUCACUGCAAAAAGGGAGUGGGAGUCUAUGAAAGAAUUUCCUUUCCCACUGGACCUCCGUAGGGAGUUUCAGUUCCACUCAUUGUUCAUUUGUCCCGUGCUCCGUGAGCAAGGUAGCGAUGAGAAUCCUCCAAUGCUUCUUCCAUGUGGGCAUGUCUUGUCGAAGCAGUCGACCGUGAAAUUAUCAAAGAACAGCUCCCGAUCUUUCAAAUGCCCAUAUUGCCCGUUCGAAGCAUUGGCAUCUGAGUGUAAGCGGCUACAUAUCUGAGGAUUUCUUACUCUGUGAUUGGCCAUUUGUGUGCACCAGCCUUUGCUAUCUCUUUUCCUUUGAACGGUGCACUUGCAAAGGUAAUACAUUAUACUCAGGGUGCUCAACUCUGCUCAUGUCUUGUAUAUAAAGCAUGAAAGAGAUGUCAUAAGAACACACUGGUUUGAUUGACUUGGAAGUGCCAGCUGUGUUUUCUUUA